CCACCAUGAACUCCUGGGCUGUCCUGCUCCUCUCCUCGUUGCUCCUGGGCACACCAGGGAUGGCCUUCUCUGGUCUGAGCCCUGAGCCCCAUGACCCGGCGAUGGCCCACCUGUGUGACGGAGACCAGUUCUGCCAGGGCCUGGCUCCGGAAGACCCCCAGGGUGACCUGCUGCCCAGAGGAGAGGAGCUGGGCCUCUUCUGUCCUUCCUGUCGGAAGAUAAUCAAGAAGCUGGAGGACAUGGUGGGAGAGCAACCCAGCGAGGACACCAUCUCCCAAGCGGCCUCCCAGGUGUGUAGCCAGAUGAAGGUGCUGAGAGGCUUGUGCAAGAAGAUCAUGAGGACCUUUCUCCGUCGCAUCUCCUUGGACAUCAUGUCUGGGAAACAACCCCAGGCCAUCUGUGUGGACAUCAAGAUGUGCAAACCCGAGGCAGGUCUCAUCUGAGCCCCUGGGUCCCCCGACCCCACCCUGGGGAAGAAGCACAGAAACUCCAGCAACCUCGGUCGGCCCCUUCCUUCCUAAAUCCCGGGUCUACCCUCCAGUUUCUCUCACCUAACUCCUCCAGUGCCUUCCCCUCUCAGGAGAAUAAAAUGUCAUGCAAGA
Hippopotamus amphibius kiboko is the source of this 602-nucleotide messenger RNA. It is a transcript of the gene GNLY, whose product is annotated as granulysin. The record is from RefSeq and is a predicted model, not a curated record. Gene Ontology annotation, cellular component: cytolytic granule. The transcript is spliced from 5 exons. Lineage: Eukaryota; Metazoa; Chordata; Mammalia; Artiodactyla; Hippopotamidae. Bases 6 to 443 code for a protein of 145 amino acids. Gene Ontology annotation, biological process: lipid metabolic process; defense response to bacterium; antimicrobial humoral immune response mediated by antimicrobial peptide.